This is a messenger RNA of Humulus lupulus (European hop), 2117 nucleotides long. RefSeq names its product fructokinase-1. The coding region runs from base 105 to 1598 and encodes 497 amino acids. NCBI's taxonomy places the organism in Eukaryota, Viridiplantae, Streptophyta, Magnoliopsida, Rosales, Cannabaceae. The transcript has 5 exons. The record is from RefSeq and is a predicted model, not a curated record.
UUGAAUUUAUUUUCUCUUUUAUCAGUCUCAACUCUCGCAACUCAGUCUUCUUCUCUUCUCUGUCCCUGUCUUUAGCUUUGCUCUGUUCGCUCAAGUCUCUCUGAAUGCAUUGCUGCGCCAAAACCCUAAAUUUCAAAUCCCCAACUCCCUUCCACCAUGAACCUUUCUCGACCUUCCCCCAAAACCCUAAGCUGCCAUUCUCCAUUUCCCGGCCACUCCCUCGUUCCCAUUGUUCCGUCUUCAGCCGCGCCAAGUUAAGGGUCGAAAUUCCUCUCCCCAAACACAGCCUUAACCCUUACUCCAGUUCUCUUAACGGCUCCACCUCCGUCCACGAUGCCAACUCUAAGGGGGUCGCACUUAAAGCCGUCGACGUUUCCACGCUUGGCAACCUCUGCGUCGAUGUUGUCCUCAAUGUUCCUACUUUGCCCCCAGCCAAUAAGGAGGAUCGUAAAGCUUAUAUGGACCGUUUAGCAGCGUCGGAGCCCGAUAAGCGAUUCUGGGAAGCUGGUGGCAACUGCAAUGUUGCAAUAGCAGCUGCAAGACUCGGUUUAAACUGUGUUGCGAUUGGUCAUGUGGGUAAUGAAAUAUAUGGAAGGUUCCUCCUUGAUGUGCUUCGUAAUGAAGGAAUCGGAUUUGUUGGGGUGAACGAAGAUAAUGAUUUCCCUGAGAGUUCCGCUGCCUCACAUGAAACGCUUUUAUGCUGGGUUUUAGUGGAUUCUUUGCAAAGACAUGGCUUUUGCAGUCGAGCAGAUUUCAGUAAGGACCCUGCUUUUAGUUGGUUGGGAAUACUAUCUGCUGAGGUGAAAAUGGCCAUAAAAAACUCAAAAAUCUUAUUUUGCAAUGGUUAUGGCUUUGACGAGCUCCCACCUGGCAUAAUAGUCUCUGCACUAGAGUAUGCUAUUGAAGUUGGAACGGCAAUAUUUUUUGAUCCUGGACCUCGUGGAAAGAGUCUUUCUGCUGGAACACCGGAAGAACAGGACGCACUUAAUCAUCUUUUAACGAAGAGUGAUGUCAUUCUUCUUACCGCUGAUGAGGCUGAGACACUUACUGGCAUAGACAAUCCGAUAUUAGCUGGGCAGCAACUACUCAAGCAAGCAGUGCGGACAAAAUGGGUGAUUGUAAAAAUGGGUUCGAAGGGUUCAAUUUUGAUUACUACGUCAAGUAUAGCUUUUGUACCUGCAUUCAAGGUGGACGUUGUGGAUACAGUUGGUUGCGGAGAUAGUUUCGUCUCUGCUAUUGCAUUUGGUUUUAUAAACGGUUUGCCAAUGGUUAAUACAUUGUCAAUUGCAAACGCAGUUGGUGCUGCAACUGCUAUGGGUUGUGGCGCUGGUAGGAAUGUUGCAAGCUUGGAGAAAGUAGUACAACUAAUGAGGGAAUCAAAUUUCAACUACGACGACAUGUUUUGGGAGGAAUUGUUUGAUGUAAAUUUGGACGUACAGGAAGUUACAAUUCUUUCAAAAAUGGCUACAAAGGGAAGCAACAAUAGGCUGAUUUGUGUUUCCUCUGAAAGUGUUGUCUCUGAAUUGCUUCCUAUAUUUGAACCUCAACUGUUAGAGGGUAAAAGUUCCAUCUUGAAGGAGCAGAUGGAAGUACAAUAAAUUCUGGUCUUCUAGCAACCUACAUGCACAUUUUUGAUAGCUCAGCUGUGAUUGCUCUGUUGAGCCGAUACAUGAGAUAGUCAACACUUAUUGGAUGGUUUAAAUACAAAGUCAACAUCAACAUUUUUAGGGGGUGGGGGGUGGAAAGCAUUGGUUUAGAGGUGGCGAUGGCGGUUUUACUUGGUUUUUUCAGCUGAUAGUUUUGUUUUGGUACUUCUUGGAGCCAUGCCAUAGAGCUUCUUCUAACUGGGUUCUGGCAUGCGACCUUUUCCAAUUGCUACAUGAAGUUACAUUCUUUGCACCAUAACCACCUUGUUGGUGUAGACUAUUAUUCUUUGCGUAAGCAUUGCUAUAUGGUAUGUUGUUGUAUAAAGGAAAGUAGUUUUGCUAAAGGGUUUUGCCUUUUUCAACUGAUCAAGGAAAUGAAGAAAAUGGCUUCAUCUACUUCUCAUAUUAAACCUGUGAUGACAUUUUGACCCUAAUGCUAAUAGAUUAACCAAAUAAGCAAAUAUUAUUCCA